Triticum turgidum subsp. durum (durum wheat) is the source of this 480-nucleotide messenger RNA. NCBI's taxonomy places the organism in Eukaryota, Viridiplantae, Streptophyta, Magnoliopsida, Poales, Poaceae. The record is from the annotation of a GenBank genome assembly.
AUGUUGAUGAAUCGAGAGGGCAUGAAUGCAACGGCAAGAGAAUUUUGGGAAUUGAGAAGAAUGGGCAUCAUGUGUCGCAGAAAGAUGGAGCUUCAAAAUCUUAUGAUCGGUGGUGGUGGUGUUGGGUUUGGAGGGGUUUUUGCUUUCGGCAGUGUUGGUGGUGGUGAAUAUGGAGGUGGCGGUGGCUUUGACAUGAGUGGUGGAGGGUUUGGAGGUGGUGUUCGCUUCAGCAAUGGUGAUGGAGGUGGGUUUGGAAGUGGUGUUAGUUUUGGCAUUGGGGGUGGAGGUGGUGAUGUUUUUGGCAAUGGUGGUGGUGGUGCUUCGGCAAGCAAUUUGGAUGGUGGUGGUGGUUCCCAUUCUCCGGUCCAAGUUGUUGAAGAUUGUGGUGCUCUUUCUCCGGUCAAUGUGGAUGAUGGCUAUGGCGGUGCUAUGGCCGGUGGUGGCGGCGAUGAUUUUCACAACACUGAGGAUGUUUCUUGA